This is a messenger RNA of Stereum hirsutum FP-91666 SS1, 1026 nucleotides long. Its product is annotated as glycoside hydrolase family 16 protein. The transcript is spliced from 5 exons. Gene Ontology annotation, molecular function: hydrolase activity, hydrolyzing O-glycosyl compounds. Lineage: Eukaryota; Fungi; Basidiomycota; Agaricomycetes; Russulales; Stereaceae. Gene Ontology annotation, biological process: glucan catabolic process. The record is from RefSeq and is a predicted model, not a curated record. The coding region runs from base 1 to 1026 and encodes 341 amino acids.
AUGUUCCUUCCUGCUGUCGUCCGUGCCACGUCUUAUGGUCUCGUGAAGGAGUACGUGGGGUCGACAUUCUUCGAUGACUGGAACUUUUAUGGAAACUACGAUAACCUGACCAAUGGAGAUGCUAUCUUCGUCUCAGCAUCCGAUGCCAGCAGUCUCGCAUACGUCAAUGAUGCUGGUAAUGCGAUCAUGAAGGUCGACAACACGUCCACAGUGGCCUACAAUGACAAACGGAACACCGUCCGUAUCGCGUCGAAGGAUGAGUUCUCAUCGGGGAGUGUCUGGGUAGCUGAUAUGUUGCAUGUUCCGUUCGGUUGCUCCGUAUGGCCUGCUUUCUGGUCACAAGCGCCAAAUUGGCCUACAGGUGGAGAGAUCGACACGUUUGAGGGUGUGAAUCAAGUCCAGCGUAAUCAGUUCGCUCUCCACACAGAACCCGGCUGUACCAUCACCGGCGCCAACCAAACCUCGACGCUCGUCAACUCGACCGACUGCUCCUACGAGUCCAACUCCAACGAAGGUUGCGUCGUCGAAAACCCCUCCACAGACUCAUACGGCGCCGCUUUCGCCAGCGCAGGCGGUGGACAAUUCAUCACCGAAUUCUCUGACUCUGCGAUCAACAUCUGGUUCUUCUCCAGGUCCGACAUCCCCUCCUCCCUCGACGUAUCAGCAAACUCGUCCUCCAUCGACACGAGCGUCCUCGGCACGCCGACCGUGAACUACCCCGCGACGGACUGUAGCAUGAGCACGUUCUUCAGCGCGCAGAGUCUGAUUUUCGAUAUCACGCUCUGUGGCGAUUUCGCGGGCGCGUCGAGCGUGUUCGCGGAGACUUGUACGGGGACGUGUUACAAUGACUAUGUGGUCGGCGAUGGGAGCGCGUAUGAUAAUGCGUAUUUCGAGGUGCAGAGUGUGAGGGUAUUCGGGACGUCGAGUGAUGUGGUGGUUUCGACUUCGGGUGCGGAGAGGUCGUGGAUGAAUAGGGUGUUGGGCGCGGGUGCGGCGAUUGGGGCUGGGUCUUGGAUGUUGUUGUGA